Talaromyces amestolkiae is the source of this 1698-nucleotide messenger RNA. RefSeq lists its product as uncharacterized. Gene Ontology annotation, molecular function: phosphatidylinositol binding. Lineage: Eukaryota; Fungi; Ascomycota; Eurotiomycetes; Eurotiales; Trichocomaceae. The transcript is spliced from 4 exons. Gene Ontology annotation, biological process: early endosome to late endosome transport; endosome to lysosome transport; protein targeting to lysosome. The coding region runs from base 1 to 1698 and encodes 565 amino acids. The record is from RefSeq and is a predicted model, not a curated record. Gene Ontology annotation, cellular component: early endosome; extrinsic component of endosome membrane; late endosome.
AUGACCACGAGCCUACCCCCGAGAGGUCCCUCUCCAUUCAACCCUGGAGCAACGACGUCACAACCAAAAACCUCCAACGUCUCCUUCGCAUCCUCGCAACCCGGUCGAACGAAGUCGCGAACAGAGAAUCGAAGGAACACAGCUGAUUCGGAGUCCAAUGACACAUCUGGUGACAGAAGUACCGUCGCGCUAAUUCGGCGUGUUCUUUGUCCUGAUGUCUCCACAUAUGGAUCGAGCGCACCCCGACCCUUGCAAGAGCUCCUACCACCCUUGACCAGUUCCAACGAUGUGGAUUUGCAAUUGUACGCUCUGACUGCGGUCAUUAUCAAGGAAUUUGUCUAUUCAUGGUAUGCAAGGAUUACACCAGAUCACUUCUUUGUCGACGAAGUCUUGCAACUGAUUGCACACUGCACGCGGGCCUUGGAACAAAGACUUCGGCGGGUGGACGUUGGGCAGCUCGUCUUGGACGAAGUCACUGGACUGGUUCACGCUCAUAUUACCGCAUACCGAAUCGCGACACAGGGCUCCGACUUGGUUGCAGUGAAGCCAUCUGCUCGUGAGAUAUACCACCAUCUUAACCCACACCCAGGACUCUCACCAGUGCCAAAUGUAUCGACACCAUCACGAUCAUCGGAGCAACAGAAUAAUGAGAAUUUGUACCGUCACUUGCUGGCACAAGGCGUGUUGGCGGUGCUAUUGCCGACUGAAGAUUUGGAAAAUGUGUGUUUGAGAACACUUGUCGAAGAUGUUCUGUCCGAUCUGAUCUUGGGCAACCAAGUUAGUGGGAGGAUAUGUGAGGGCUGGUUUAUCUGGACCGCAAUUAGCAAGGUCAUUACUAUGGCGAAACAGCGGGAUUCUGUGACCACAGUGACUGUAGGGCAGAGCCUGGAUGCCGUAGCGGACUUGAACCGCCUGGAACGAUUUGGUCUUCUGUCAGAGGACGGAAACGAAGACAGAAAUGCCCAGAAGCAUAGGCGGUCCACGGCUUCGCUAUGGCUAUGGAAGAUACUAUAUUCCGUCUACCUCACAUAUGUUACGAUGCGUUUUGUCAUCGGUGGAUUGCUACAUACUGCAUUAUCCAAUCCAGUGUUUGAUAUCCCAAUCAUUGGGGGUACCACAGAGAAUGCCAUGGCUAAAUGGUUCGCUCUCGUUGAUUCAGAGUUUGUUUCUGGCAGGUCCUGGCAAGAUAGUAACGACGUAUCUCCUUCCUUUCAGCAACCACAGCAGGGGCAACCUUUGAACGGCACAGACCACCAGACAGUUAUUGAUAACUCUGAUAUUAAGGAUGCAUCUACCCCAGCUCCGGGAGGCAAUACUCCUUCCCCGUCUGAGAUUGCUGUUAUCAAACGUCAAUGCGCCACGGAUAUAUUGUCACUAAUUCCGGAGUCUGUCGCUCGAGCCUUUUUCCGUGGCAAUGCCGAAAAUCAAGUCAAUGACUAUCGCCCUCAUGAUAGGAACGAAAGUAGUCAUAAUGAGACAUCACCUUUUACUAGCAAAGGCUCGUCACAGAGCUCGACAGCUGAUACGGAAGACCUUCUGGAGACUAUAGAAAGUGAUUUACUAGACCCAUUCUCCGAUGCAUACUGCAACAAACAUCUCAUCUAUGCCAUUGUCGAGUUGGUGUUGAUCAAACUGAUUCCAGAGUUGUCAGAGCAGAGCGUGAGUAGUCUCAUGGAAGAGCGUGGGAUUGUAAAGUGA